UAGAUACUCGAAGAGUUAGUUUAGAUUUAGCUAAAAAUAUAGCUCGAUCUAAGAAUGGCAAAUGUUUAUCAGAUAAGUAUAUUAAUAUUCAUACUCCAUUGCAAUGGAGAUGCCAUCAAGGACAUAUUUGGCAUGCAGUAUUAAAUUCAAUAAAAAAUCAAAAUUCAUGGUAUCCUCAAUGUGCAGAACGUUUUAAACUUGAUAUUAAUAUUGCUAAAGAAAUUGCUUUUAAAAAAGAUGGAAAAUGUUUGUCUGAAAAAUAUACUAAUAUUACAUCUCCACUUUUAUGGGAAUGUAAUAAAGAGCAUCAAUGGAGUAAUACAAAACUCUCCAUUGAUGAAGCUAGAAAAAUUGCGACUAAAAAUAAAGGAUUAUGUCUUUCUGAAAUAUAUAAUGGCCCACCAUCUGAUAUUCGUAGACCAGAUUUCUUAAAAACACCUAAUCACCUAUUAGGACUUGAGCUUAAUAUAUAUUAUCCACAAUAUGGGUUUGCUAUUGAAGUUCAAG
Racocetra fulgida is the source of this 507-nucleotide messenger RNA. Lineage: Eukaryota; Fungi; Glomeromycota; Glomeromycetes; Diversisporales; Gigasporaceae. The record is from the annotation of a GenBank genome assembly.